AUGUCUUUCCGCGGUCCCUUUGCAAUUCCUCGGCGAGUAUGGACCAGUGCAAGCACAUCAGUCCUGCGCCCGAUGCCUCGGAGUUGUCUUGGUUUCGCCAGUCACCAAAGAUGCGGCAUGGCAACUGUUGUGCCCCCGGUCACCCAAGACACGACAGGCUCGAAAGGGCCUACCGCAAUGGUGUUCCUGAACAUGGGUGGUCCAUCGACGACCAACGAGGUUGAAGACUUCCUCGGCAGGUUAUUCGCCGACGGUGAUCUCAUCCCACUGGGACGAUUCCAAUCUUACCUGGGCCCUCUUAUCGCACGUCGACGAACUCCAAAGAUUCAGAAGCAAUACGCAGAGAUCGGUGGAGGCUCGCCAAUCCGGAAAUGGUCCGAGUACCAGUGUGAGGAGAUGUGCAAGCUGCUCGACAAAAUGUCGCCGGAGACUGCGCCGCAUAAACCUUACGUUGCGUUCCGCUACGCAGCUCCGCUUACCGAAACUAUGUAUAAUCAGCUAUUGGCCGAUGGUUUCGGCAACGGGAAGGGGGGUCGAGCAGUUGCGUUCACGCAGUAUCCGCAAUACUCGUGCUCUACAACCGGUAGCUCCCUGAAUGAGCUGUGGAAGUGGCGCACUCGUCUUGAAGGCAAGCGCGCCAACGGUGAACCUGAGCCCGCCGGAGCCAUCGAGUGGAGUGUUAUUGACCGGUGGCCUACGCACUCGGGCUUAGUUGAGGCAUUUGCGCAAAAUAUUGAGGCUCAACUUAAGACGUAUCCCGAGGAGAAGCGGGAUAAGGUCGUGUUGCUGUUCUCUGCUCACAGUCUGCCUAUGGAUGUUGUCAAUCGCGGUGAUCCAUACCCCGCCGAGGUCGCUGCUACAGUUCACGCAGUCAUGCAACGCUUAAACUUCAGCAACCCUUGGCGUCUGUGCUGGCAGUCUCAGGUCGGACCCAAGGCUUGGCUUGGCGCUCAGACCCAGGACACCGUCAUGGAGUAUGUCAAGCGCGGCCAGUCAGAUCUCAUUCUCGUGCCCAUUGCCUUCACCAGCGACCACAUCGAGACGCUUUAUGAGUUGGACCUGGAGGUCAUGCACGAGGCCAACAGCCCUGGGGUCAAGCGAGCGGAAAGCUUAAAUGGCAAUCCAGUCUUUAUUCAAGCCUUGGCAGAUAUCGCCCAUGCGCAUUUGAAGACAGGCGAGCCCUGUUCUGCUCAAAUGACCUUACGCUGCCAGGGCUGUAAGAGCGAGCGGUGCUUGGAGUCGAAGAAGUUCUUCGCCGGCAAGCAGCACGGCUCCUUGGUCAUGUGA
This is a messenger RNA of Penicillium diatomitis, 1287 nucleotides long. Its product is annotated as ferrochelatase HEM15. Lineage: Eukaryota; Fungi; Ascomycota; Eurotiomycetes; Eurotiales; Aspergillaceae. Gene Ontology annotation, molecular function: protoporphyrin ferrochelatase activity. Gene Ontology annotation, biological process: heme biosynthetic process. The transcript is spliced from 3 exons. Bases 1 to 1287 code for a protein of 428 amino acids. The record is from RefSeq and is a predicted model, not a curated record.